AUGAUGAACGAGCCGGCGUCACAGGGCAAUGAACACUUUUCGAUCCAACACGAACGAUUUCGCAACACUCUCAAUGCCUCCGACUUGGACGAAUUUUCGAAUUUACCGGACGACAAUCGAAGAAUACAUUUCGUGUACAAACGGUUGUACGCGAAUCUAGGGGAUCCCGGUGCCGGUGACGACGAAGGGAAUUCUAAAAACGGGGAUAAGGCUCUGGAAAUGAAAAAAACUGGCACUGUUUACUUCCAAAAGUCGGAUUAUCGAAACGCUGUGAAUUGGUACUCACUGGCCCUGCUGAAUUGUCCUCAAACCGAAGGUAUACAUCACAUUAUACAGGGUGGGAAAAAUCAUGGCCUCCGUUCUUUGUACAUGGUACCUAUAUCGAAUGAAACUGCCUACCUAACUUUUUGUUUUUAAUUUUAAACAUAUUAUGACUAUGGAAUUUUGCAUAAAAUUCUCGUACGUACGUGUAAAUUAAUGUGCCUAAACAUCAUUUUCACUGUGUAAAAAUAUUAUUGGUGUUAAAAGUGAUACAUUAUUUAUAUUAUAUUUUCUUUUGGCGUAACUACUCUUUAAGACUUCUGACCGUCAAUAGGAUAUCGUGCCACUCAUUUCUAUUUUACACCAGAUCCUUUAGAUUUACUACAUCCAGCGCACUCAGAUACAUUUCGAAUUCAUUCAACUACCUUUUUCUCGGCCUGCCAUGCGGUUAUUUCCUUUGGAAAAUCUAAUCAAAUGCUGCUCUAAGUUGGUAAUUUUCUUUUCACAUAAUCCGUUAAUUAUUUCAUUUUCCUAGUAAAUACCUCUUACCAACUUCUUGUAUCUGCAUCGAGUAGGUACCCAUCCACAAAUCUUUUUCCAAGUUUUGCGUUCGAAAGUCAUAAACUUUAUUUACGAUACCUAUUAAAUUAGUCAUUUUUACAUUGAUAUCCACGCAGAUUGGCUGAUCCAGCUGUCGAUCAUUUACGCCAAUCGAUCGGCGUGUCUAUAUCGUCUGGAAGAUUACGACCGGUCCAUUUCGGACAUACAACGGGCCCUCGACAAUGGGUAUCCUAAGAACCUACGAUACAAAGUUUACGAUAGGUUAUUAUUCCGCAGCUUCCUCCGUUUGGACGAAUCUCUAACGGGGUUUGUAUGUAAUACGUUUUUCUUUUGUAUAGGCGAGCUCGCUGUUUUCUGGCCACCAAGCAGUUGAAAUCUGCACUGGAAUCAUUCAAGGCCACAAUAGAGGCUCUGGACGAUUCAGGUUUAUCGUUGGACGAACGGCGCAAACGACAGCUGGACAUGCAGGUCAUGCUGACGAUGAUGGCCAAAGACAAGAAUCUGAAAAACGGUAGGUUUGAGCGAUAAUAAGGCGUGUUACGAGUAGGGCCCGGACUUCAACGCAAAGUACAUUUUUUUUUUUAAUGAUCCAGGACUAUGAGUUCUGACAUCCGAGUAGGUUAUAUUCACUUUCGUUUUUUACGUUUUUCUAUUUUUGAUAGUUUUUCGGGCGUUAUAUAAUAAUAUUGGCUAGGUGUGUAAUUAUUAACGUGUGUUUGCAGAGCCAAAGGCCGGCGACGAACCAACGGCCGGGCUGUACGGGCGACCGAACGACGCGUAUCCGGCGGCCAGCGACGCGGUGUCCAUCGAGUACGCGGAAGCGGAAGGUCGGCACGCGGUGGCCAGCCGGGACGUUCCGGUCGGCAGCGUGCUGCUGGUCGAACGCGCGUACGCUUCGGUACUGCUCCGGGAGUACUGUCACACGCAUUGCACCGACUGUUUUGCCAAGUGGGUAUACUCGCCGGACUAUACCGGCCGCGUAAUUUUCGACGGUCUCAAUACACAGACGAUUUACGUACCUAUACACCUACGGUGCCGUAGCGUUGCGCUGGUCUGUCAACAUGGGUUGUUGGGGUCUAAAACGUUCUUUACCACACAUUUCGGUAAAAAAAAAAAAAAAAAGCAAUGGGGGGGGGGGGGGGGGGUUACUAAGACCAAAACACCCUCUGGCCGCGCCACUACCUACCUAUAUGAUAUUGUCCAUAUAUUUUACAGGCUCGUGGCACCUGUUCCGUGCCCCGGUUGCAACAGGGUGGCGUUUUGCGGCGACCGCUGCAAACGGGUAGCCCUAAAGUCUUAUCACGCGAUCGAGUGUCCGCUGUUGCCGACGCUGUUCGCGACCGGCGUUUCGAUAACGUGCCUGAUCGCCCUGCGCAUAAUCACGCAGCAGCCGUUGAGAUAUUUCGUCGACCUUCAGCCAAAGUUGAAUCACGUAGGUAUAGGCCGUACCCACGGUAAUGCUUAAACGGGUAUAGGCACACGCCGACUAUACGCGAUUACGAGAAUGAUGAAUGACUGAUCGUUAGAACUGUGAACCGGACGCACUCGUUGACCGUCGUUGUACAACAUUUGUAAAAAAUUAAUCGAAUACGUACACAUUUCGAUCACGUAGUUACAGUGUUUGUGUAACGACUCUCCUCGGACGAUUCGUUUUGUGCAGUUAGCCCCCCCCAGUUUCGCCACCGGAGGCAUAUUCUCCGUUUGCUCUCAAAUCAAUUGAAAAGCGAUUACCCACCUGAAAAUAAUACAAACCAAUCAGUCACUUUUCCGUUGAUUUGAUAAUAGGCCCACCAGUGGCGUGUGCAGGGGAUGGGAGGUUAGGAGUUAUAUCUUCACCCCCCCUCCAUUGGUUUAAAAAUACGAAAAAUAUUAAUAGUCUAACAUCGAAAUGCAUAUGUUCGGCCAAAUUACGAGGAAAAGUUUGAUGUAUUGAUUAGAAAUUGGCUUUUUUAAGACUAGUUGGGUAUGAAAGACAAUUUUACGAUUUAUUCACGAUUAUUAUUUGCUACAUCCCCUCACAUUGAAAAUUCCAGGACACGUCACUGAGGACCACUUAUUAUGAAAUAUAUAAGUACCCGCAUACAUGCAUACAGAAAAAUUUAUAUACCUAGAUAUUUUUUUUUUUUUUUUGCAGAUGCAAACGCCGUGUGGAAAACGCGAACCGGAAAAAUAUGUCAACUUGUACAACCUGGUCACCCAUCGGAGGUUGAGGUCUGUCCAGGACAUAUUACACAGGACGCACGUGGCCGCUUUUUACUUGUAUUGCUUGAAAAAGACUAAUUAUUUCGCGGGUUGCGGCGGCGACAUAGAACUUCUAACCGACGAUCAAUUGUUCAUUGGAAGUCUGUUGUUACAUCACUUAUUGUUGAUCCAGUUCAACGCGUUCGAAGUAUCCGAACUUCGGCUGCGACGGGCCGCUGACAACGAAAACCAAGAGACCGUUUUUAUCGGUGGUUCCGUUUAUCCAACGCUAGCACUACUUAACCACUCCUGUGAUCCAUGCGUUGUAAGGUAUCUUACUAUUUAAAUACCUACCAGUUUGAACAAUGAAAUGAAACAUACAAAAUCUACAACUAAAUAUCUACAUUAAUAUACAGAGGUGAUCAAAAGUCGCGCAAAGCCUACCUAGUAUUGUAUGGAACGCGCGUUACAAAUUUGUUGCGCGACUUUUGGCCACCACUGUAUUAUAACUAUACCUAAUAAUGAAAAAAGAAAAUCAAGUUUCUUUUUUUAUUCUUGAAUUUGUUUUUCCUGCAGGCCGUUUACAAUUUUAUUGAGAUUUUUUUGCCCAGUUCAUAUUUUGACAUGCCUACUGACUAAUGGUAUACAAAAUUAUCAGAAAAACAGAGCCAAUCAAUCGAUUAAUUUUUAUUAAAAUAUUAAAAUUUAUUUCCAAUUUAAAUAUAGGUACCAUCGAGGAACAUCAGUCAUUGUACAAAAUAUCCGCGACUUGUGUGUCGGAGAAGCGAUAACAGAAAACUAUGGUCCGAUGUUUAUGUUUCAGCCAAAAAAAGAUCGACAAGAGACACUUAAAACUAGGUAGGUAUAUUCGAUAAUAAAAUCUUAAUAGAAAUAAUAAAAAAAGUCAAGUAAAAAUGUAUAUUCAUAAAAUAAUAUCAAUCCUUGUUACAAAAUUAAUACUAAGGUCAGUUUUUUUGGUCUUUACAAUAAUUAACAUUUAAUGUGAUUACACAUUCAUACCUUAAUAAAUAUUCACUUGUUUUUAAUUUUUAAUUUUUUGUAUCAUAUUUUUAUCGACACAAUAGAACUGUCAUUGACUUACUAGUAGGGUAUUUAUGGAAAACAUACCAAUACUAUACAAAAUGAAAAAUUGUUUUCUACAUUUAACUUUUUUAACAACCUGUUAAAUAAAAAAGAAUUAAAAUUGGAUUUCAUAGAUAUUGGUUUGAAUGCAAUUGUAUUGCCUGCUGUCAAGAUUGGCCAACUUGGGAACAAAUGAAGGUAAACACCUCGCUCAGGAUAAGAUGUAAAAAUUGUAAAAAUGCAAUUACGGUGACAACAGAAUCAAUGGAGUUUAUUGCCCACUGUCGGGUUUGUUUAAAAACAACAAACUUGAUGGCAACUUUGAAAGUUUUACAGGUAUUUAUUAAUGCCAUUAUGCAUUAUGUAUGAAUAAUUAAUACAAAAAACAAAUGUUUUUUUCAGGAUACAGAAAAAAAAUACAAGGCUGCUAAAGGGUUAAUGGAUAAACAUAAUUAUAAGAAGGCGUUAAAAGAAUUCAUGGCAUUGUUAUCGUUGUUACAUAAACAUUUAGUGCCUCCUUUUAGAGACUAUCAUUUGUGUCAACAAGCAAUAAGGGAGUGUAUUUUGUCAUUUGGAAAUAAAUCAUAAACACAAAUACAAUCAUAGAAAAUUUGCCAACAAAUUAUAGUCAUUUAUAGUUGAAUAAGACAAUAAUAAUUUGUAAAAUACUCGCAAUAAAAAAAUAUAAUUAUGUGCAACAAAAAAAAAAAAAAAAAAUAUACAAACUAUAUAAUCUAAUCUAUAAUAAUUCAUAAAAUACUAGUCUUGUACCAUUCUCCUAAGUAUAGUUUACUUAAAAAUUUACCUUAGGUUAAUUUUUGUCAAAGAACAUUUAAAAAAAAAAAAUGGUUAAAGCUAAAUCUUUGUUUUGUUUUUUUUAAAAAUAUAUAUAUAUAAUUCUGUUAAGUAUAAAAAAAAUAAUUAAAAAGCAUUUAUUAAGACAAUUUAUGUUUGUUAACAACACGACUUGGCCGGUUCAGCCUCAAUAUAAUUAUUAAAGUCAAUAUUUGCUGAAUGAUGCGAAUAGCCACUUUUAAUACCAUCCCAACCUUCUUCCAUCUGGUAUUCACCACUUUUUAUCCUUUGAUAAAUCUGAAAUAAUUAAUAUUAUUAUUGAUAUUUAAUAUUUAUUGCAACACUUACUUCUUGAGUGAUAGCAGAGAAUGCUAAUUCAACAUUUGAACCUGUUUUCGCAGAUGUUUCGACGGUAAAUAUAUUAUGUUCUGCUCCAAAUUGUUUGGCUUCUUCUUGACUCACUUCUCUUUUACUAGCACCAUUAUUUACCUAAACAAA
Cinara cedri is the source of this 5379-nucleotide messenger RNA. The record is from the annotation of a GenBank genome assembly. NCBI's taxonomy places the organism in Eukaryota, Metazoa, Arthropoda, Insecta, Hemiptera, Aphididae.